AUGGGAGCCCCGAGCUGCCGGGGGCACGGGCCGGGGGCUGCCGGCCUCGGGCAGAGCCAGCGCCGCCGUCCCGCUGCCGGGGCCGCUGCCGGGGCCGCUGCCGGGGCCGCUGCCGGCCGCCCAUCACGGCGCGCCCCGCAGCCGCCGCCGCGGCAGCCCGCGGGCCGCUCCGGAGCUCCGCAUGCCGGCACCGGGCGGCACUGCGGGGAGCCCGGCGGGGAGCGGCCGGCAACAGCCCAGGCCGUUGUGCGGGCGCUGGUGGGUUCGCUGCGGUGCCAUCCGUGGGACCCCGGGGCUGCACUGCUGACCCUCUGCAGGCUCCGCACACACCAGUGGUGCUUCAUCCUCUUCAAUGUCUUGCUUUUCCACAUGCUGCUUUUUGGGGCAGAUUUACUGGAGCAGUACUUCCUGCAUUCCCUGCCUCUGUCAUACACCGAUGCAAAGGCUCUGGAGAUCAGGGAGAGGGCCAGGAAGCUGGAUCUGGAUCCUCUGAAGGCCAACCUCUCUCACACCAGCAGCAGUUCAGUGACUUGCUCCAAUCAAGAGAUAUUUCUGCUCAUUGUUGUCUGCAGCAGCCCAGAAAACAGGACAAGGCGCAAUGUGAUCAGGCAGACCUGGGGCAAUGCGACAGGCUCCAGGGGUUACAGCGUCCUGACUCUGUUUGCUGUAGGAAAGGCAGCUGCAGCAAGCACCCAGCUGGAGAUCAAUGAAGAGGCUCAAAAGCACCGAGACAUUAUUGAAGGCAGUUUCAUCGAUUCCCCCCAGACGCAGACACAGAAGAUGCUGAUGAGCGUGGAGUGGACGGUGACUUUCUGUCCCCGUGCCAGGUACAUCCUUCACACAGCCCAGGAUGUGUUUGUGGGUGUUGCCAGCCUGGCUGGGUACCUGCUGAGCUUAACCCAGCUGGAGGACAUCUACCUUGGGAGGGUGGUUCAUCACGGAGUGCCUGACAGGGACCCCCAGAGCCCCGGCUUUGUCCCCAUCCAUCAAUACCCCGAGGAGUUCUACCCGGAUUUCUGCCACGGCAGCGCUUUCCUCAUGUCCCAGGACGUGGCUCGCAAGGUUUACGUGGCUGCCAGGGAGGUGCCCCUGGCAGUGCCCCCAGCUGCUUUUGUAGGGAUCUGUGCUCAAAGAGCUGGCAUCACUGCCAGGCACAGCUCCCGCUUUGCUGGGGAGAAGCACAUCAGCUACAAUCGAUGCUGCUAUAAAUUCAUUUUCACCUCCUCUGACAUGAGAGAGGACGAGCUAUUUCAAGACUGGAAGGAAACAAGCAAUGGGGAAGAUUGUUCCUUACUGGAAACCUACUACAGCCUGGUGUCCUGCAAGGUUCUGACCUACAUUGAUAAGUUCAAACAGUUCAACUUGGAUAGGAUAAAAAAUGAGCUCCUUCAUUUUGUCAAUUAAUGUUUAACUUCUGCAAAAAGAGGCUGGAUUUUCUUUCAUCAGCUGUGUUAUCCAGUUAACAUUCAGUACUGAGGAUCCCCUCCCAAAGUUUGCUCUUUUCCCUUCAGCAGCAGAUGA
Messenger RNA from Pseudopodoces humilis (Tibetan ground-tit), 1521 nucleotides. NCBI's taxonomy places the organism in Eukaryota, Metazoa, Chordata, Aves, Passeriformes, Paridae. The record is from RefSeq and is a predicted model, not a curated record.